UACUAUCUCUCUCCUUUUCUCUCUUCAUCACAUUGAAACCCCACUUUCUUUUUCUUAACUUUCUCUGUUUGUUUCCCCAGAAAAUCCUCCAUUUUCUCUCUCUCUCCCACUCCUCAUCCGUACAAAUAAAUACUAAUAUAAUUAUCAAUUAUCAUCAAUAAAAAUAAAAUUAUUCAUCUUGAAGAAUGGUCCUGUGUUGUUAUUCGUCAUGAGACUGAGAUUGAGAUCUACUUCGCAGUAGUGAAACCAGAGAAGGAGAAGGGGUUGGAGUAGUUUGAUGGGGAAGUGAUUGGUUUUGUCAGGGGAUCCUUUAUUGGGCUAUGAUUGAGAAUCGCCAUAGCUCUUUGCGAGGUUUGACUUCGGUUCGAUUGGUUUUCAGUCAUGUUGAGGAGAUGAAUGAAAGAGUUACCAAGUUGGGGUGCUGUAAAAAAGAUUUUGUGAUGUUAGAGUUUGACUCGAUUGAGAACAUCAGAGUUACAGCUAAUGGGUUAUAUUAUAGGUUGGCUGCUGGUAUAGGGAUGUGCUAUUUGUAAUAUUGUUUGCAAAUUGCAAGUCCUUUUAUCAGUUGGCUAGUGAUAGUAUAAAUUUGAAGCUGAUAAUAUAUCUUCUAUUGACAUGUAAUAAAUAUAUAGAAUCUUUUGAUAGAAAUAUAGUCAAAACACAGUUAUACAAUUGUACAUGGGUCAUUGAGAGAUUUUGCUACUUCAAAGUGUUUUCCUGAGAAUUGUAGUUUGCUGGUUGCCUUAGUGUUGGUGGUGCGGUAUAUUUUUUUAGAAUAAAAUGGAAGCAGAGACAUUGAGUACUAACCUCAAGAGUAAAUUGGAAGCAGAGACAUCAAAUCAUGACUGCCCACCUGGCUUUGUUCGCCGAUCACUUCCUAGUUUUGUACCUAUGCUUUUGAUUUCAUUAGGAUAUGUUGACCCUGGAAAAUGGGUGGCAUCUGUCGAAGGUGGUGCAAGGUUUGGUUUUGAUCUGAUGGCUUUCACACUUAUUUUCAAUUUUGCUGCUAUCUUCUGCCAGUACAUAUCAGCAAGGAUUGGUGUAAUCACAGAAAGAGAUCUUGCUCAGAUUUGCAGUGAUGAGUAUGAUACGUGGACUUGCAUGCUCCUUGGAAUUCAAGCAGAGCUUUCAGUGAUUAUGCUAGACCUUAACAUGAUUUUGGGCAUGGCACAGGGAUUAAAUCUUAUUUUUGGAUGGGACUUGCUCGCUUGUGUCUUUUUAACUGCUACUGGUGCUAUUUUUCAUAUAGUUCUUGCUGUCUUCCUUGACAUUGAGAAGACAAAAAUCCUUGGCCAGUUUGUGGCAGGCUUUGUAUUGCUUUCUUUUAUAGUUGGACUACUCAUCAAUCAACCGGAAAUUCCACUUUCCAUGAAUGGAAUACUAAUAAAGUUGAAUGGGGAGAGUGCAUUUGUGCUAAUGAGUCUUCUAGGAGCAACUCUUGUGCCUCACAACUUCUACCUUCAUUCAUCUAUUGUACAGUGGCAUCAGGAUCCGACAAGUAUUUCUAAAGAUGCAUUGUGUCAUAAUCAUUUUUUGACCAUUUUAUGUGUCUUCAGUGGUCUUUAUCUGGUAAAUAAUAUGCUGAUGACGGCAUCAGCAAAUGAGUUCUACAGUAUGGGCCCGGUUUUACUUACUUUUCAAGAUGCAUUAUCACCUCUGGAACAGGUGUUGCGGAGCCCAAUAGUUCUGCUUGGGUUUGUACUCAUUUUGUUUCUUGCAAAUCAAACCACGGCAUUAACUUGGAGUUUAGGUGGAGAAGCUGUAGUGCACGGUUUCUUAAAACUGGAUAUUCCAGGUUGGCUUCAUUAUGCGACAAUUAGAGUAAUUGCUGUUGUGCCUGCCCUUUAUUGUGUUUGGAGCUCAGGAGCUGAAGGGAUGUAUCAGCUACUUAUAUUCACUCAAGUUUUGGUAGCUCUGCAACUUCCAUCUUCUGUGAUCCCCCUUUUUCGAGUUGCUAUGUCUAGAUCAAUAAUGGGUCCAAACAAGGUCUCUCAGUCUGUGGAACUUCUGGCAUUGAUCAUAUUCAUCGGGAUGCUUGGCUUGAAUAUUGUCUUUGUGAUAGAAAUGAUAUUUGGCAAUAGUGAUUGGGUGGGUGAUUUGAGAUGGAAUGCGGGGAAUGGUGUGUCUGUCUCAUAUUUAGUUCUUCUUACCACUGCAUUUACAUCAUUAUGUUCGAUGCUUUGGUUGGCUGUCACGCCUUUAAAAUCUGCCAAUGUCCAAUCUGCUCAGGCCUGGAACAGGGAUAUGCCAGAGAUUGUACCAAAUCCGUCAGUUGAUGGUGAGGAAUCAUAUUUAACUGAAACAAGGUGUCAUGAAGAUGCAUCUGUUGAGGUUGAGGAACCAGCACCAGCUCUAGCAACUACCUUGGAAUACUCGGAUGUAUCACUUAGAAGUUUUCAUCCUGAUCUACCUGAAACCAUAAUGGAACCAGAUCCCCAUGCGAACGCUGUGAGGGAGAAUCAUGCUAUUACAUCAUCAGCUUCCACAUCAGAGUUGUCUGAGGCAGUUUCAACUGUAUUUAAUGAUAUUUCUGAUUCUACAGUUGAAGAUAUUUCUGAUUCUACAGUAGCAGAUUCCAAGAUGAUAAAAAUGGAAACAGGGGCCCCCGUUGAGAAGACUCUGGAAGUUGAAGCAGAUGCAAAUGCUGAAAGGGAUGCUGAUGAUGGAGACUCGUGGGAAACUGAAGAAUCAUCCAGAGUGGUCUCAGAAAGUUCCCCAUCUUUAACAUCAGAUGGCCCUGCAUCAUUCAGGAGCAUUAGUGGGAAAGGUGAUGAAGGCGGGAAUAGCUUUGGAAGUCUUUCAAGAAUAGAAGGCUUAGGGCGUGCAGCAAGACGUCAGUUAGCUGCUGUUCUUGAUGAAUUCUGGGGGAAGCUUUAUGAUUUCCAUGGACUAGCAACCCAUGAAGCAAGGGCUAAGAAAAUUGAUGAUUUGCUAGGACUGGGAGCAGAUUCAAGACCCACCAGUUCCUUCCAGAGAGUGGAUGCAUGCGGAAAGGACUAUUCUGAAUACUCACUAUCUGUAGGAGGUAGAACUUCCGACACUCCAAUGAACGCUAGUUCAUUUGACUCUUCCAAGCAGCCUAGGAUGCAAAGUAAUUCAGAGUCUCCGUAUGGUCUUCAAAGAAGUUCUUCCUCUAGCAUGGCAAAUCCCAUCCAGUUAUUGGAUGCAUAUGUACAGAGAAAUGUCCUUGAUUCUGGUGAGCGGCGCUAUUCCAGUGUGCGCAAUCUACAUUCAUCUCAAGCUUGGGACUAUCAGCCGGCUACCAUACAUGGUUAUGAGACUGCAUCCUAUCUUAGCCGGGGUGGUAAUGACAGAAAUUCUGAUAACGUAAGUGCUCCAAUGCAAUUAUCAUCACUGAAAACCCCUUCCGUAGGUAAUACAAACUACAGGGAUUCACUUGCAUUUGCUUUAGGGAAAAAGUUGCAUAAUGGUUCAGGUCUUGGCCAACCACCAGGGUUUGAAAAUGUCUCUAGAAAUAGCCAAUUGCAAUCUGAGAGGUCCCAAUAUGAUUUUUGCUCUUCUGGACCUGCAGAUAAUACUGUCAGUUCAGUUAAUACCAAGAAGUACCACAGCUUACCAGACAUUUCAGGAUACUCCAUCCCCCACCGGGCUGGUUAUGUAUCUAAUAAGAAUGCUCCACAGGAUGGUUCUCUUGGCUAUGGAUCUUUUGCUAGUAAGACAUGUUAUGAACCAUCAUUAUAUUCAAAUUCUGGAUCAAGAACAGGAGCUCAUUUGGUCUUUGAUGAACUCUCUCAAACAAAACUUUACAGAGAGACACUCUCUUCACAGUUGAAUUCUGGUUUCAAUAGUGGAUCCCUUUGGUCUAGACAGCCUUAUGAGCAGUUUGGUCUAGCUAAUAAAAUUCAUAAUGUUCCAACGGAAGGUGUGGGAAGUAGACCUAAUGCAAGUGUUCAAGAAACUACUUUGUCUGUGGAUAUAGAGGGGAAACUUCUUCAGGCCGUUAGACUUUGCAUUAUGAAGCUCUUAAAACUGGAGGGCUCUGAUUGGCUGUUUAGACAUAAUGAUGGAACUGAUGAGGAGCUGAUUGAUCGUGUAGCUGCAAGGGAGAAAUUUGUAUAUGAAAUAGAAACUAGGGAGAUGAAUCACAUGGCAGGUGAAUCCCGAUUUCCUUCUUCUGAUAGGAAAUCUGGUUCUUUUGUGAAGAAUACUGAAGCAAAUUCCUCCAGUUUUUCAGUGUCCUCAGUUCCUAACUGUGGGGAUGGUUGUGUAUGGAGAGCAGGCUUAGUAAUAAGCUUUGGGGUGUGGUGUAUCCACCGUAUUCUUGACCUCUCACUUAUGGAAAGCCGGCCAGAGCUUUGGGGAAAAUACACCUAUGUGCUCAAUCGCCUCCAGGGCAUAAUUGAUCCAGCAUUUUCUAAACCUCGGAGUCCCUUGUCACCAUGCUUUUGCCUCCAAGUACCCACGACUUAUCUGCAACAAAAGUCAAGCCCCCAUCUUUCUCUACCCCCAACUGCGAAACCAGGCCGGGGCAAAUGCACCACUCCAUCAACAUUGCUUGAACUGAUCAAAGAUGUGGAGGUUGCUAUCUCUAGCAGGAAAGGACGUACAGGUACUGCAGCUGGUGAUGUAGCAUUCCCAAAAGGGAAGGAAAAUCUGGCUUCUGUGCUCAAACGAUACAAGCGAAGAUUAUCCAGCAUUAACAAGCCCGCUGGUGAAGGGUCUGGUUUACGCAAGAUGACCUCAGCAUCAUCAUACAGCUAGUAGCAUCUUGCAUUAUCAAAACCAGGUUUUCAAUCCUUGAGCUGUUUUGUUAUUUGUAUUGUGAAGCAGCUCAUGCUCUAGAUCAAGGUUUGAUCUGCUUCCGUGUAUCAAUUUCCUUGCAGCAGAUUUUAUCCUUGUAUGUUAACAUUAUACAUACACAUAGGGCAAGAAUUAUAUGCAAUUGCGGCAAAAAUGAAAGCAAGAAAUGGUUAGAUGAAAAGUUAGUUCUUGUUUGUUUUUCAUUACCUAGCUAGUGGAUAGAAGUUUUGACA
Molecule: messenger RNA, 4994 nt
Organism: Lotus japonicus
Lineage: Eukaryota; Viridiplantae; Streptophyta; Magnoliopsida; Fabales; Fabaceae
Product: ethylene-insensitive protein 2.2-like
Exons: 8
Coding region: 781-4722 (1313 amino acids)
Biological process (GO): metal ion transport; ethylene-activated signaling pathway
Cellular component (GO): membrane
Molecular function (GO): cadmium ion transmembrane transporter activity; manganese ion transmembrane transporter activity
Source: RefSeq, a predicted model, not a curated record